Molecule: messenger RNA, 1044 nt
Organism: Penicillium maclennaniae
Lineage: Eukaryota; Fungi; Ascomycota; Eurotiomycetes; Eurotiales; Aspergillaceae
Product: t-SNARE syntaxin
Exons: 4
Coding region: 1-1044 (347 amino acids)
Biological process (GO): intracellular protein transport; endoplasmic reticulum to Golgi vesicle-mediated transport; vesicle fusion
Cellular component (GO): Golgi membrane; SNARE complex; endomembrane system
Molecular function (GO): SNAP receptor activity; SNARE binding
Source: RefSeq, a predicted model, not a curated record
AUGACCGGCCCGUCGAUCCAAGAUCGCACAAGCGAAUUUAGCUCUAUUCUGAGCCAAGCUCAGAAGCGCCUCGGUACCUCGAAGGUUGGGUCGCAGCGCCAGGCUCUGUUGACGGAUGCUCAAAGGCGGGAGGCCAAUGGCACAGCGCUCGAUGUGCAAAGAGGAAAGGGCGCUCGGUCAGAAUUCGCGCGACGAGCGCGCGAUAUUGGAAGAGGAAUCACCGGCACGACCUCGAAGUUACAGCGAUUGGCAGAAUUGGCCAAGCGCAAAACGCUCUUCGAUGAUCGCCCCGUGGAAAUCUCCGAAUUGACCUACGUGAUCAAGCAAGACCUUGCUUCCCUGAACCAGCAGAUCGCGGGCUUGCAAUCCUUGACCCAGGCGCAACACCCCAAGUCUAAUCGGCCAAAGACAGAUCAGGAAGGGGAACACAAUGAUAAUGUUGUCGUUAUGUUGCAAGGGAAGCUAGCCGAUGUAGGAUCUAGCUUUAAGGAGGUCCUAGAAGUUCGGACCAAGAACAUCCAAGCAUCUCGAACCAGGACAGAGAACUUCGUGUCUUCUGUAUCAUCUAAAUCGCAGAAUGCCCUCGAUUCCCAGCGCUCCGAUUCUCCUUUAUACAACACAUCUGGGCGCCGCACGCCUCAACCUGGAUUCCAAGGAAACUCAUCCGAUCUCUUGACGCUUGAACCAUCUAACCCUUCACCGCUGGGUCGCCCCUCCAUGCAAUCAGAUCAGCAAUUGCUGGUCAUGGAGGAAGCCCAAGGGAGCAACACCUAUGUCCAAGCUCGUGGUGAAGCCAUUGAAGCCAUUGAACGGACAAUUAGUGAGCUUGGUGGUAUCUUCGGCCAGCUGGCCCAGAUGGUCAGCGAACAAUCAGAGAUGAUUCAGCGCAUCGACGCCAACACAGACGAUGUCGUGGACAAUGUGCAGGGUGCUCAGCGUGAACUGAUGAAAUACUGGACUCGCGUUUCAGGGAAUCGCUGGCUCAUUGCGAAGAUGUUUGGUAUUCUGAUGAUUUUCUUCCUCCUCUGGGUCUUGAUUUCCUGA